This is a messenger RNA of Ostrinia furnacalis (Asian corn borer), 1722 nucleotides long. Its product is annotated as neuroblastoma-amplified sequence-like. The transcript is spliced from 9 exons. The annotation marks the transcript as partial. Gene Ontology annotation, cellular component: Dsl1/NZR complex. Gene Ontology annotation, biological process: retrograde vesicle-mediated transport, Golgi to endoplasmic reticulum. The record is from RefSeq and is a predicted model, not a curated record. Gene Ontology annotation, molecular function: SNARE binding. NCBI's taxonomy places the organism in Eukaryota, Metazoa, Arthropoda, Insecta, Lepidoptera, Crambidae.
GCCUUCAUAGUCCAAAUGGUGCUGUCGCCCGACGCCAGCCGCCUCGUCUGCCUGCACUGCAACGGUGACGUGUCAAUAUGGCGGCUGCCGCUGCUCAAGCUAUUGCACCGUCAUCCGCUUGCGUCACAACCGCAGCACGAUAUGCGCAGCCCGCUCCUGAGCGACCAGCAAGCCAAGUGCGACGCUGCGACCUUCCUGGCCGCUGACGUCAACUGGUGGAGCAAUGAGGAAAUAAUAUUAUCGCGGUUCAGCGGUGCCGUCACGGUGUGCAAUAUUGAAAACAUGGUCAACUUGCUGGGGAAGAAACCAGAGUUCUUCCAAGGGACUCCGCAGGUUACUUGCGCACACGAUGGAGCGUUCAUGGCUCUAGAAUGCGAAUCAAACGUGCUGCCGGCUAAGAAGUCUAGGAGUGACGAAAGUAUGGAAAUGGUAAAAAUAGAAGAAGCCAUUGACGACUCGAUGUACGAACUGGGCAAGGAGCUGCUUAAGUCCGUGUUAUACGCGAUCACGGAUAUGGAGACUUUCCAGCCCAAGCCGCGCCGCAUCACGGUCGUGUCACGGAUCUACCGCCUGCUGGGCGUCAAGAGCACCACGCCCACUGAGUUGUUUUCGAGGAAGAUCGAAAGCGGUAGCUACAGCGAAGCGCUAACAUUAGCCGAAACUUUCAAGUUGGACAGCGACCUGGUUUACCAACAACAGUGGAGGAAGAAUCCAGUCUCAACUGAUGCCAUACAAAAAUAUCUGAGUAAAGUAUCAAAGAAGAUUUGGGCCGUCCAUCAGUGUGUAGACCGUUUGCCAGAAACGCUACCUGCAGCUAAAGAACUCUUACAGUUUGGUUUGGAGUUAACCAAUGAACAUAUCUUACAUGAGAUCAACAAAGAUCGUGAUGAAGAUGAUCUGAAGGACCCCGAUGAUAUACGUCUGGAAGAUCUUAAUUCUUAUACCAGUGAGUUGCUGAGGUGUCGCCACGUCAUGCUCUUUUAUAAAGAACGCCUGAAGCUAUACGAGUCGAUUUUAAAGAGCGAGAAGUCAACAUACGCUAAAGACGAGUACGACCGCCUUCGCAGCCAUAGCCUCGUGCACAGUUCCAUAGAGAUCGCCAAAGAAGGCCGCAUAGACGCGCUCACUUGUCUAUGGCCAAACAUCAAAUCUGUGGCUAUGCAGCUGACCGUACUGGAGCACUUGCCAGAGACAAUCAAUCCGUUGGAGUACCAACAUCUGUUGCCGACGAAGCACCCGUUCAAACAUUGGUUCGACAAGAAGUCUCCUAUCAAGGUUAAAGCAACGGAGUAUGAGCAUGAUUGGUGCAGGAAGGAAAUCUUCAGAUCCAUAUGGAGUUCGAACUGGUCAGAAGACACGACGCCCGAGAGCGAAGCCCCGGCUGCUCUGACCACGGUCACAGACCACGAUAUCGCGGACUGGUACAACAAGCGAGCGCGUGAGAUCGAAGAACGUAGUGGUCUUGCUUCUUACGCUUUACACCUGGUCACCUUAGCCACAGUCGGUGGCGGCGUUGAAGGCCUAGACCUUAUCAUGUUCCACCUACUGACGCUGGAUACGCUGAUAUAUGAUAUCAAUGUGGAAGGCGUCACGCUGGCGUUCAUUGAGAAGCUUUCGACGCUUCACACUUGCAUGCUGCUAAUGAAGAUGGUAAGUUAUCCCGAGCACCCGCAGGCCAAGAUGCUGCUCAUACGGCUCUCCCGGACUUUGGCCCUCGAGUGA